This is a messenger RNA of Arabis nemorensis, 489 nucleotides long. Lineage: Eukaryota; Viridiplantae; Streptophyta; Magnoliopsida; Brassicales; Brassicaceae. The record is from the annotation of a GenBank genome assembly.
AUGAGAAAGGAGCUCCUGCUACAAUGCCCGAGCUUUGGGAGAAGACCCACUGACGCAAAGACGGGACGUGGGUUGAUCGACGGGUGGAGAAGUUACACGACCCGUAGAGUUAACUCCGGUGGACGUAAACCGCGUCGCCUCUCAGCUUGCUCCUCAUACCAAAAAGGGGAAGAUGGCUUUCACGGGUUCAUUCCGAUCGAUGAGGAGGGAGUUCCCUAUUGCUUGAUUCCGUCCUACGCCUCUGAUCCCAUUAGAGACAAGAAGUUGGAGCUCGCAGAACAAGAGAUCAAAUCACUAAAGAAAGAUAAUCACAUUCUAAAGGAAGACUCCAACAGCUUCAAUGAAAUGUUUGCGAUACUUGCGUCUACGAAUCCUGCGAUCGCAAAGAUGAUGCGGAAGAAGAAGGAAGCAGCAACGACAAGAGGAGAAAGAACAUCCGGAACAUCGAACGAUUUUGUUUCGGGAUUAUUUGAUAUGAACUCGCAUUAG